AUGAAGACGGCUCAGAAUUCGGUAGCGGCGGGGGCUGACUUGGAGUCCCUGGCUUACUCGCUGAUGCUAGCAGCAGUAAAGGAUCAUAAAGAAGUGGUCGAACUUUUGCUGGGAACUGAGGGCGUCCACCCAGACUCCAAAGGCUUAGACGGACGAACGCCGCUAUCGCAUGCAGCAGAAUAUGGGCAUGAGGCCGUGUCCAAGCUACUGCUCACAACUCCGGGCGUCAACCCAGACUCCAAGGACUCAGUCGGACGAACACCGCUAUCAUAUGCCACGGAAAAUGUGAAUACAGCUGUGUUCAAGCUUCUGCUCGCAAUGGGGGGCGUCGACCCAGAAUGUAAGGACCAUGAUGACCGAACCCCGCUAUGGUACGCAGCGCGAGGGGGGCCUGUGGAAGUGGUCAGGCUAUUGCUUGCAACAGAGGGUGUCGACCCUGACUCCGAGGAUUCUAACGGGGUGACUCCACUAUCAAUGGCAGCAAGUACAGGCCGCGGAGCAAUGGUCAAGCAACUUCUCGGAACGGACGGCGUCGAUCCAGACUCCAGGGAUUUUAAUGAACAAACGCCGCUUUCGCGUGCGGCACAAAGAGGUCAGCUGGAAAUAGCAGAGCUCCUGAUCGCGACUGAGGGUGUCAAUCCGGACUCCAGGGACUCCAAUGAACAAACGCCGCUUUCGCAUGCAGCACGAUUUGGGAAGCUGCCAGUGGUAGAGUUACUGAUCGCGACGGAGGGUGUCAAUCCAGACUCCAGGGAUAAUAACGGACGGUCGCCGCUAUGGUAUGCAGCAGAAUAUGAUCAUGGGGCUGUGUUCCAGCUACUACUUUCAACUGAGGGCGUCGAUCCAGACCCCAAGGACUCAUAUGGACGACCGCCGCCCUCUUUUAACUUAUAUCGGCAGAUUCGUUGGAAUAGCUUGAAUUUUCCCUCUUCUAUCAAGGCCCGCUCAUAG
Molecule: messenger RNA, 951 nt
Organism: Penicillium cataractarum
Lineage: Eukaryota; Fungi; Ascomycota; Eurotiomycetes; Eurotiales; Aspergillaceae
Product: ankyrin repeat domain-containing protein
Exons: 1
Coding region: 1-951 (316 amino acids)
Molecular function (GO): protein binding
Source: RefSeq, a predicted model, not a curated record